AAUUCUGGUCCAACCCACCUUCCCUCAACCACUGGUCAUCUUCUCCGAACUCAACCGCCGCCCACUGCGACUGGCUGGAGAUCACCUGCACUGCCGGCUCAGUACCAAGGGGGAAGGGGGGGCGGGGUUCCUGUUUGAACAAAAUUGCACUGGUGUACCAAGUCUAGUAUAGAAUCUCUCUUAUAAAAAUUAGCCGUUUGAUUUCACACUUCCUUGCCGCUUCCCCUCCCCCAAUUCAACCCCGCCGGAAAAAAAUGGCCUUGCACCUUCUCUUUCUCCUCCUUUCAUUGGCCUUCCAUGCAAACGCCCAGCCUCCUGCUGCUGGUUCAGAGCAAUCCAUUCUACUUGAACUGAAGCAAUUCUGGUCCAACCCACCUUCCCUCAACCACUGGUCAUCUUCUCCGAACUCAACCGCCGCCCACUGCGACUGGCCGGAGAUCACCUGCACUGCCGGCUCAGUCACCGGACUUGCACUUGGCCACAAAAGCAUCACUGGUCCAUUCCCGCCGUUCAUCUGCGACCUUAGAAACCUCGUCGCCAUUGAUCUCCAGGACAAUAACAUCCUCGGAAAGUUCCCAACAGCUCUCUACAGCUGCUCCAGCCUGGAAAUUCUCGACCUUUCACAAAACUACUUCGUCGGAGAAAUACCAAGCGACGUCGACCGACUGUCGCCUCUGCUUCGGUCGUUCAACGUCGGCGGUAACAACUUCACAACUAUUCCGCCGGCGAUAGGAAGGUUCCCGGAGCUGAGAAUUCUCCAGCUUUUUCAAGACGAGUUCAACGGCUCUUUCCCGCCGGAAAUUGGCAACCUGUCUAACCUUGAAUAUUUGGAGAUGUCUUUCAAUCAUUUUGAGCCGAUGGCGGUGCCUUCGAGCUUUACGCAGUUGAAGAAACUGAAGCAACUGCGGAUUAGAGAUGCCAGAUUGAUCGGAAAAAUCCCGGAAACAAUAUGGAAUUUGACUGCUUUAGAGAUCCUCGACCUGUCAAUCAAUGGCUUGACCGGUACCAUUCCAAGCGGUGUAUUUCAGUUGAAGAACUUAUCUACAAUUUAUCUGUUCAGAAAUCAGUUGUCUGGUGAGAUUCCUCGGUCAAUUCAAUGUCCAAAUUUGAAGAUAAUUGAUUUCUCUCAAAACAACUUGACGGGAACAAUACCCCAAGGUUUUGGAAAGCUGACAAAGUUGACCGAAUUAGGUUUGUUUAUGAAUCAAUUUUCGGGUGAAGUACCUGAAAGAAUUGGCCGGAUCCAGUCGCUGACACUUUUUAAGUUGUUCGACAAUAACUUCUCAGGAGUACUACCACCUGAGCUCGGGCGGUACUCGAAGCUCAACCUGUUUCAUGUCUCAAGCAACCAAUUCUCCGGCCAGUUGCCAGAGUUCUUGUGUGCUAAUGGUGCACUGACCACUGCAUUUGCUUUUGGCAACACUCUCUCCGGCGAGCUGCCAAAAUCACUUGGUGAUUGUAGGACCCUGCUCUCCCUGAGGGUUCAUGGCAAUAGACUUUCCGGUAGCAUUCCACCUGGUUUGUGGACAUCACCCUCUCUGACAACAUUGACGCUUCAAGAAAAUUCAUUUUCCGGUCAUCUUCCAGACAAAUUGGGGUCGAAUUUAUCGCGACUGGAGAUCAGUAACAACCGCUUUUCCGGUGAAAUCCCGGCUGGGAUUUCAUCCUGGUACAAUUUGACCUUCUUCAAUGCAAGCAACAACCUCUUCACUGGCUUAAUUCCUCAAGGAUUGACGGCUCUUUCUAAUCUGAACACUCUGUUGCUUGACGGCAAUCAACUUUCUGGGCGUCUUCCAACAGAUAUGGUCUCAUGGAAAUCUCUAAAUGCCUUAAAUCUCGGCGGAAACCAUCUCUCAGGCCCAAUUCCUGCCGAAAUUGGCUCUUUGCCCACCCUCACUGGUCUGGACUUGUCAAGGAAUCAGUUUUUCGGCCAAAUCCCACCUGAGAUUGGCAACUUGAGGCUAAAUUCACUCAAUCUAUCCUCCAAUCACCUCACAGGGAGGAUCCCAGUUGAGUUUGAAAAUGCAAUUUUUGACAAGAGCUUCUUGAACAAUCCCGGUCUUUGUGCAAGUAAUCCAUCAUUUGGGUUACAAGUCUGCUCUUUGGGAUCUCAAAACUCGAGCAAAAUAUCCACUCUGCUCCUGGUAGUAAUUGUCAGUAUAGCGGUGCUCGUGUUCGUGUUAGCUACGAUCUCCGUGAUCUUCGGGGUCAGAAGAAGUAUUCGUCGAAAAAGAGAGCCUGGAUUGGAUUCAACAUGGAAGUUCACUCAAUUCCAAACAUUGAACUUCAAAGAAUCUGAUAUCUUACCAGGUCUAACAGAAGCUAAUGUGAUCGGUUCCGGAAGGUUUGGGAAAGUGUUUCGAGUUGAGUUGAACGGUUCAGGCAAGGACGUUGCUGUCAAGAGGAUGAUGAAUGCCAGAAAGCUGGAGAAAGAAUUCCUAGCAGAGGUUAAGAUACUGAGCACAAUCCGCCAUUCUAACAUAGUUAAACUCCAGUGCUGCAUUUCGAACGAGACUACAAAGCUUCUUGUCUACGAGUUCUUGGAAUGCCACAGCUUGGAUCGUUGGCUCCACCGGAAGAAGUGGCAGUCUCGGAUGUCAGGUCCUGUUCAGCGCAUCACCUUGGACUGGCCGAAGCGAUUUCAGAUUGCGGUAGGGACUGCUCGGGGACUAAGCUAUAUGCACCAUGAUUGCUCACCUCCAGUGAUUCAUAGAGAUUUGAAGUCAAGCAAUAUCCUGUUAGAUGCUGAGUUCAAUCCAAAAAUUGCAGAUUUUGGUCUAGCCAAGCUACUUUUCAAGCAUGGAGAGCCCAAUACCAUCUCAGUUGUGGCUGGCUCAGUUGGGUACCUAGCACCAGAGUAUGCUCGUACGGUGAGAGUGACCGAGAAGGUUGAUGUCUACAGCUAUGGUGUGGUCCUCCUGGAACUGGUGACUGGAAGGGAAGCCAAGAACGAUGAUGAAGAUGCAUGCCUUGCCGAAUGGGCAUGGCACCAUAUUCAAAAAGGAAACCCAAUAGCUGAUGCCCUGGAUGAGGAGGUUAAGAAACCAUGUUACCUGGAGGAGAUGACCAAUGUCUUCAAGCUCGGGAUCAUGUGCACGAACAUGUUCCCCACGAGAAGGCCUAGCAUGAGAGAGGUAUUGCACAUUCUGAUUGACUGCAGCCACCAACGAGAAACAUUUGGAGACAAAAAUGGCGGGAGGGAGCGUGACGUCUCCCCUCUCCUCAAGAACUCGAGACACGAGAGAGUAUUGGAUGAAGAUGAUGGUGAUCUGGUUUCCAGUGUAUAGUGGUGGGAUAAAGCUUGAAUUUUUUUAACAAAAGGGCACCCAUAGUGCAUAAGACUUGUUGCUUUCUGAACAUCAUGGUGAACGAUCAUAGGAGAGGAGAAGCGGAGGACAAGAACGAGAAGACCUGGAGAGAGAGGGGAGAUGGAGGCAUCCGUGUUGACGGGAACGAUGGAGGCAAACGACGAUGGAGGCGGCUUUAAUGGUGGUGAAUAGCAAUGGAGGCGGCUGCGUUGGAGGCAGAUGCAAUAGCAGCGAACAAUGACUAGAAGAAGCGUAGUAGACGAGAGAGAGUGGGGGAAGGGGAUAGAGAGAGAAUGGGGGGAAAGAAGCUGGGCGACCGAAGAGAGUAGGUGAGGAAAAUGAAGCUAGGCGGAGUGGGGUAUUAAUUUUGAGCUAAAAAAUUAAAAUAUAUUUGUAAUUUAAAAUAAAGGUAGAUAUAUAAUUUUAAUUGAAUUGUCAACCAAGUUGUCGGCCAAAUUGGCUAUCUAGCAUUAUCAAUAGGAAAAAGAGUAAUGCUAUUUGGCGGUCCUCAGCGCCACCCUACACUAAAUUACCAAUGUACCCAUUGGUUGGAAUUACUAAAAUGGCCUUUAGCCAGAUUUCUUCUCUCUCUCUCUUUCUCUCACUUGCUCUCUCUCAUGCGACCUACAAGGAGAUUCGGCAAUCCGUCGCACGUCCUACAAGGAGGUAAGUCUCUCUCACAAUGAUUUUCAGCACACAUCCAUCAUCUAUACGUAUACACGCAUUAUUUGGCUUUGGUCGAAACUUUAAGCUUAGAUCUAUAGAUUUUCGGUCGUUGGAUCUUGCUAGUUUUUGGGUAUGUUGGUCGAUGGGCCCUUGGGUGUCGGGUGGUUUCCUCUGAUCGCCGGAAACCACCAACCAUAGUGGCUGGUGGCGACUAGCAAUGCAUUUUUAAGCUGUGGCCUAAAAUUAAAAAUUAGAUCUACAAAAAUCUAAUCAUUAAAUCUGACUCAUUUUUGUAUAUGUUAACCCCAUUGACUUUGUGUUUCUAAUGGUAGGCUCUGAUCGUAGGAAUCUUCGGCUUACGAUGGUCGCCAGCAGCCGUUGGUGGCAGCGGGCUGGUUGGGUUGUUUUUGUAUAUUUGUAUACAAAUUGAUGAUGGUUUUUGGGACCGACCACCACGUGUCACCUCUGCAGCUGGACCUCGAGAAUAGAAUCUCAGACUUAAUGAUGUCGGACCUCGGUGAUAGAAUCUGCAAGACAACGGAGUGGCGGGGCUAGGGUCCCCCGGGGUGGACUUCGACACUCAAAUUAGUAGAAUAAAUGCAAAUCGUAAUAAAUGUAAGAGAUAGAGAGCUUUUUAUACCUGAUGAGGACCCCGAUCAAGAUGGAACGGGUCUCGCAAUUCGGCCUAGAUCUUUUGGACUUCGUAUCGAAUUGUUGACUUGCCACGUAUCAGUCUCUCGAACAAUCUACGUGGCGAGCGAGGCCACUAGCGCGCAAGGAUAUUAUUGUAAUUUUAGACAGUGCCACAUCACAAAUAUAUAUUUGUAUAUUCCUAUUUUUGUGCUUUA
Diospyros lotus (date-plum) is the source of this 4822-nucleotide messenger RNA. RefSeq names its product receptor-like protein kinase 5. Bases 255 to 3287 code for a protein of 1010 amino acids. Gene Ontology annotation, biological process: protein phosphorylation. Gene Ontology annotation, molecular function: receptor serine/threonine kinase binding; protein kinase activity; ATP binding. The transcript is spliced from 2 exons. NCBI's taxonomy places the organism in Eukaryota, Viridiplantae, Streptophyta, Magnoliopsida, Ericales, Ebenaceae. The record is from RefSeq and is a predicted model, not a curated record.